This is a messenger RNA of Atta colombica, 740 nucleotides long. RefSeq names its product DNA-directed RNA polymerase III subunit RPC9 (gene crcp). Gene Ontology annotation, biological process: transcription initiation at RNA polymerase III promoter. The transcript is spliced from 4 exons. NCBI's taxonomy places the organism in Eukaryota, Metazoa, Arthropoda, Insecta, Hymenoptera, Formicidae. The record is from RefSeq and is a predicted model, not a curated record. The coding region runs from base 352 to 738 and encodes 128 amino acids. Gene Ontology annotation, molecular function: nucleotide binding. Gene Ontology annotation, cellular component: RNA polymerase III complex.
AUAUUUAUCUCGUUUUAAAACAAAUUUAUGAUCAUAGAUGUAGUACAUUUAUCAUUAGAGAGAAAGAGAAAAGGUAUGGAAGGAUCAACUGUGAAGAACCAAUUACAGCACUCGAACGGAACAAGUGCAAAUGAAUGUAAACAUAUUGCAAAAGCACGUCAGGAAUGUGAGGAACAUUGCGAAAAUCGCCAAAAAAAGUCGCAAUUUGAAUCAGUACUAAUAAAACAAAGCUAUAGAAUCUCUGUUUAAAUAUCAUUGACUUUUCCUUCAACGGAGAACAUAAGAAAAAAAUUGUAUUGACUUGCAAUCACUUGUACAUAUAAAAUCUCUAUUAAUUUAAGAAGAUACGACAUGAAAGUCAUAAAAGGAAACUGGAACACUCUUCUGAGUAAUUACGAGGUUUUGGAUAUUUUGCAAAAUACGAAAUGUUCUUACAAGAAACAAAAGAUGAAUCAGCUUGCAACCAUCACUUAUCAGACAAUCAAGUAUCUAGAAGACACACCGUGUAAGAAGCAGAAUCCAGAGAAAAUCCGAGAGUUUCUGAGAGCCAUGGAGCCUAUCAAAUUAACUAAGGCUGAGAAGCUCACUCUUCUCAAUCUUUGUCCUACUACACCUCUCGAGAUUCAAUUGAUAGUGGAAGAGAGCGAGGAACGAUUAUCAGAGGAAGAGGUGAACACUGUGCUUCAAAUCGUCGCGAAUGUGCGAGGAAAUGAGGAAGACACAGAACAAGAAACCUAAUU